Molecule: messenger RNA, 4411 nt
Organism: Trichoderma virens Gv29-8
Lineage: Eukaryota; Fungi; Ascomycota; Sordariomycetes; Hypocreales; Hypocreaceae
Exons: 5
Coding region: 1-3489 (1162 amino acids)
Biological process (GO): double-strand break repair via homologous recombination
Cellular component (GO): nucleus; Smc5-Smc6 complex; site of double-strand break
Molecular function (GO): single-stranded DNA binding; damaged DNA binding
Source: RefSeq, a predicted model, not a curated record
AUGGCGCCUCUCAAGAGAUUGCGCAAAGCCUCAGGCCAGCAAGACGAAAUUACAGACGUCACUGAAGCGCGUGCGUCCAUGGCCAACGGCAUGCAGCCGGUAACUACGUCAACAAGCCGGGCAAUCAUCAGCUGGCUAACCGCAGGUCGCAGAGAAAACGAGUCCGGUUAUCAGCAGAGCCUUCGAGCAGUAGAGCAGCAGAGACGAGACGAGACGACGACCCAAUACGAACUUAUGAGAGACAAUGGUUUCCGACACCUCAAGAAUACCGAUUGGGACGACCAGCAAGCCACGCAGAAGCUGAUGCGCCGCACUACGACACAGACGUUUGACAACAACAUGGUCGCUGAGAGUGGCAUUAUUGAAAGCAUCACCUGCUACAACUUCAUGUGCCACGAACGAUUGCAUGUGGAACUUGGUCCCCUCAUCAACUUCAUCGUUGGAGAGAACGGCAGUGGCAAGAGCGCUGUCUUGACGGCUCUUACACUAUGUCUUGGCGGCAAGGCUAGUGAUACCAACAGAGGCGGCAGCUUAAAGUCAUUCGUCAAGGAAGGACGCGAGCAAGGAAGUCUUGUUGUCAAGAUCAAGAACGUUGGAUCCGAUGCAUACCAGCCCGACAUCUACGGAUCGUCCAUCACUGUCGAGCGCCACUUUUCUAAAUCUGGCAGCAGCGGUUUCAAGAUCAAGACGGACCAGGGCAAGGUUGUCUCUACCAAAAAGCAGGAGGUCGACGAAAUCUCGGAGUGGUAUGCCUUGCAGAUAGGGAACCCCCUGACAGUCCUCUCCCAAGAUAAUGCGAGACAGUUCCUCAAUGCCGCAAGCCCAGCGCAAAAGUACAAGUACUUUGUUUCUGGUGUCCAACUGGAGCAGUUGGAUAAUGACUACAAAAUGUCGCAAGACACAUUAGACAAGACGCUUAUACUCCGAGAAGAUCUCGAUGAGAAGAUAGCCCAUGUUAAAAAGGAAAUGGACGAUGCUCAACGACUUGCCGAGAUAGCCCAGAAGAACCAAGGCCUUCGCGAGAAAGCGAGACACUAUAGAAACCAGCUUGUUUGGUCGCAAGUCGUCGAGCGGGAAAGAGAGCUAGAGCAGCGCAACGCUGAUUUGAACAGGCGCGACGAGGAGCUCAUCACCUGGGAGGCUGACUGCGAAAAGGCGACAGACGCCCUCACAAAGGAGGAAGAGAAGCUGGCUCGGGUUCAAGAGGCCCGAGAAGCUCUCGGCAAUGAAGAAAACACUUUUGAGGAGAAAAUGUUGGAGGCAGAGGCUGCGUGGAAUGAUGCCAAAAGGAAGCAAACAGAACUGCAGCGCGAAGAGCGAGAUGCUCACAUGCGGUUGAGAACUCUCCGGACAGACAUACAGUCAUGUGAGAGCAAGAUCAAGGAGGAAGAAAACCGACUGGAUGGUGCAUCAGGCUCUGCACGCGCGCAGAAAGACCAAGAGCUCUCCGAGGCGCAAGCGCAGGAGAAGAGAGUGAACGAACAAAUUAGCGAAGCCAAGGCCAAGACGUCAACGUAUUACGAAAAAAUAACAGCAGCCAAGGAAGCUGCAAAGCGAGCAGAUCAAUUUCUCCAACAAAAGAAAAAGGAGGUGGUCGUGGCGCAAAGGGGCGUCAAAGAUCUCGAGCAGAGCAGCGGCUCAGCCCUUGACGGAUAUGACCCAGACCUCAUCAAACUGGCCAAGGCCAUUGAGAAGGAAAGCGGGUUUGAAAGCAAGCCUCUAGGUCCCCUUGGCACCCAUGUUACUCUCCGAAAGCCUGAAUGGUCUGGCAUCCUCGAAAAGACCUUUGGUGAGAAUUUGAAUGCGUUUGUUGUGAAGAGUAAGAGGGACCAUACGAAAUUGUCAAACUUAAUUCAGCGAAUUGGCCUAAGAAAACAACCACCCAUUUAUAUUGCGUAUGGAGGCACAAUUGACACCAGUGCCCAGGAGCCAGAUGGCGAAUUUGAUACCAUCCUCAGAGUGCUGGCAUUCGACAAUGAGCUCGUUCGAUCUCAGCUUGUCAUCAAUAACCAGAUCGAAAAGGUCAUCCUAGUAAAGGAUCGUAUCGAAGCGGAGCGGGUAAUGAUCGAUAACAACGGUCCUCCCCGAAACGUGGUGGCGUGCAUCUGCUUCCACGAUGGCAAAGGGAAACGCGGCCACGGACUGAGAAUAACAAACCGUUUCGGAACAAUAGGCACAAGUCCUAUUACACCGACCAACCUAGCUCCUCGAAUGCAGUCAGAUUCUGCUCAGCGGCUUGUUGUGCAGAAGGAGAACCUCAGGCAGCUAGGCUUGGAGGUGAAGGAUUUGAUAGCUGAGGAGCGGCAAGCACGCCAGCAAUUGGAUGGCUGUGAAGCUGAUCUCAAAUCUCACCUGACCGCACUCAAGGGUUUGGAAAGUGAUAAUCGCCGAAUUCAGGCGGACAUUCAGCGGAUAUCACUAGACCUAGAUGCAUUCGAGGGCGUCGAUGGACGUCUUGUUGCGCUGCGGGAGGAGCGCGAAGCGAAGCAGACCGAAGAGGAGCAGCUUGGUCUGCAGUAUGGUAACUUGAAAUUAGAAAAGCGAGAGCUAAGCAAGAAGGCGGAAGAGGCCAAGGCACGCCUUGAUGCCGAAAAGGAUGUGCGUAAGGAUCACCAAAGCCGCGUAGCCAAGGCAGACGACAAAGUCAAGAAACACGAAGCGUUUCGGAAGAUUGCACUCGCUCAAAAGAAUGCCGCCUUUGAGAGGUGGGAUAUCGAGAAGUCCGAGAGGCGGCGAGCAGAGGCCAGGCGUGACCAGAAGAUUGCCGAGGUGGCCGACUUUAUCCAGCAAGCAGAGCAAGUGUCGCCGGAUCGUGUUCAUAUCCCUGAAGACGAAACAUAUGCAAGUCUUGAGAUCAAAUACCAAAAGGUUUGCGAGCAGCUGGCACAGCGAGAGGCUCGACAAGGGGCCACAGACCAACAGAUUUACGACCGAGCUGUCGAGGCCAGAACGCGGUACGAGGAUGUGAUGAAGAAGACAAGAGACGUGGACGACACUAUUGCGAGUCUGAAACAAGCCAUUGAGCACCGACUUCACCUAUGGAGACAGUUCCAGAGGCAAAUUAGCGCUCGAAUACGAAUUCAGUUCAGUUAUCUUUUGAGUGAGCGUGGGUUCAGAGGCAAGAUCGACAUUGACCACCAGGCCAGGAAGGUAAACCUCCAGAUUGAGCCUGACAAGACUCGAAAGAGCUCAUCAGGCCGCAACACUAAGACGUUAUCUGGAGGCGAAAAGUCAUUCUCGUCAAUAUGCAUGCUUCUCUCCGUGUGGGAAGCAAUUGGAUCACCAAUACGAUGUCUGGAUGAGUUCGACGUCUUCAUGGAUAAUGUUAACCGAGCAAUUAGUACCAACAUGCUGGUGGAUGCUGCUCGACGAUCAGUAUCGCGACAAUACAUCUUGAUCACGCCGAAUGCUAUUGAGGGCCGUGCUCGGCUGGAUAAAGACGUCAAGAUUAUUCGCUUGACCGAUCCCCGCCAACGAACCCUCAUCUAGAGCCAGCGCCUGCCACUCAUGGCCGGCCUGUGAACAUACUUUGUGGGCAAGGUGUAAUGAAUAGUUUGCGCAAUAAUGCUGGGACGCCAUUCAUUCGUGGGCGGUAAAAAACAAUAGGCGAUGGUGUAUAUACAUAAAAUGGUGGCGAGCAAACUCGUUGGGAGUUGGGAGCCUUGAGAUGCUGAUACUAUUGUACAUGACUCUUAUGAUUUAAUUAGACAGGGAUGAGGAUGUGGCUUGGGGGCGGAUUUUGUGUCUAGAACGUCAGAUAGGGACGCCCUUGCUUCUCAAGACAUUAACGCCUGCAUUAAGCGUAAAGCCAACCCAUUGGCCUACGGCUCCUACGGUGCCCCCCACAGAUUGGACCUCUCCCAGCCUUCGAUGCAAGAACUGUCUUGUCUCGAAAAAGGACGGCGAUCUGUCGUUGGUCAUGAAGAGCUCACUGGAGCUGUAGACCAUGGAGAGAGCCGCCCGCUUGGUGUACCACGACGGGUCGACGGCCUUGUCGCCCGCCAGGAACCAGAUGUCGUCGGACAGGGCAGCCAGCUCAGCCAGCGACUUGGGCAGAUGGCUGGGCUGCGCCAUGAUGGCCAGGGCCUCCUGCCACCUGUGUAUGAUGUCCUUGUUGCCCACCAGUCGCUCCCAUGUCAAGGCAGCCACCUUGUCAUUGACGGUGGCGAGCGAAUCAUCCUUGAGCAGCUCGCGGCUCUUGUCAGCCAGUCUCUCGCGCUGCGCAACCAGGUGGUAGCGUAUCAGGCUGAACUGGCCGUCGGGCAGGAUGCUGGAGCUGAUAUCAGGGUAGCCGGCAUCGCGGGCGCCAAGGCCAAUGGCGCGGAGAGAGAAUCCAUGCUCAGGGACGUGCUUGUAGGCGGCGGCCAGGAUAGACCUGUCGACGGUGCCAAAUGGCGGCGUUGAUGGAUGG